Molecule: messenger RNA, 2614 nt
Organism: Symsagittifera roscoffensis
Lineage: Eukaryota; Metazoa; Xenacoelomorpha; Acoela; Convolutidae
Exons: 2
Coding region: 838-2340 (500 amino acids)
Source: RefSeq, a predicted model, not a curated record
GGCAGGGGGUUGAAUAAAUCCGACUCUGGUCGGUACAAUACAUGUUAUUUGUGCGUUUAUUCUACUGUAUUGCUUCAUGUUUUCAUUUUUCUAACAUCUCAUGAUGGUCUAGCUGAUGGUCUAUCGAACAAAACACGGUUGAUUAUAUGCGGCGUGUCAUUGUCAUAAUAUCAUACUUGUUAUACAAUUAUAUCAUACUUCUCAGUAAGCAGAUUAUUUUAAUUGUAAUGGCAUUAACUGGCUGAAAAAGAAGGGCGAGUAGUUUUCGGGUCAAAUGUUCGGCUUGGGAGAAUACCAAAAAGGCAUCAGCCUGUCGAGUGGCAUCUCCAUUAAUGGAAUUCCAGUCAAACAAUGGUUUAUGUUUCUACUAUGACAUUUGGAGAUUUAAAAUUUUAGACUAGACAAGAGAAGCUCCCUGGUUUUCAAGUAACUUGAAUAAGUUGUUGAAGUACUAAAUUUUCACCAAAUUAAUUUUUGUUAUAAUUAUUUUUUGAUGAAAAAAAAGCAGUUCCAAAUUGUUCAUGAUGUAUCGCUUUAUUAUUUUUUCUAUAUAAUGGAUUGCCUCUAUGUAAUGGAUUUCUAUAUAAUGGAAAUUUGUCUGCUUGCCGAUGUGUCUACUUAUUUGACUGUCUGCUUACUGUUAUAGAAGAAUGAUGUGUCAUUUCAGGACAAUAAUGACUGUUGGUAUUGGUAUUUUAAAUGAUGUCGCCAUAGUUAUGCAACUUUUGAACCGUGGGUUUUGAGCACGCAAAUGUUCUAUUAUUACAACAUUUAUUUGCAAAUAAUUCAGCUUAGAAGGCCACUGCGUUGAUUUGAUUCUGUCUUUCUGUGGUUCUGAUGGAACUGGAUCAUUCGGAGGAAAAAUUGGAAAUGACUAUUCGAAAAGGUGGAAUUCCAAAAGUUGGAAUAACAAUUCUAACAGCAGCAAUUUCUCUAAUCGACCCGGACCAUCGAAAGAGAUCUGGGCUGAACUUUCCAGGAAUGGUAUGUCUCGGCUACAUUUACUUCGUAGAGAACGGAGAAAUGACAUGUACUGAAUGUGGCUACAGUUUCCGAGUGCAAGACGGAUAUUUUCUGGACGACCAUCUUAUGAAAAAUUCCGCAUGUCUAAUUGCAUACAAAGGUGGUUUUACCUUGAAUCCGCUGUCUCAAAGUUCGUCACAAAUACAUGGCGCUCAGAUUGGCAUACAUUCAGCCAGUCGCACUCAAGGGACGCUCGAUUUUUGUGCAGUUUUGACUAAAAGUUCGGAAAUAAACAGACUUAACAGCAAUGAUCUCGUUUUUAUUGGUCCAAAAGAAGAAAAAGACGCUGUGACGAUUUACUCCGAGAUGCUCUCAGAUACAGAUGAAACUUUAGACAGUUAUGUUAUCAGCUCCAAUAGAGAAGAAAGCUUAAAGUCUUCAUUUUGCGCAUCUCUGGUUAAAAUAUUAGCGUGUCUUGGAUUUUACUGCUCGUCUGAAAAUGAAAUUAUGAUCCAAUGCUUCUUUUGCAAGUUUCAAACGACCUUUAAUUCUCUAAGAUUACUCUUUGUAUCUCAUAAACUGUUUUCACCAAACUGUGAAACAAGUAUUUUCGCUAGCUUAGAAGAGCCUCCGACGAAUGAUUACAAUACGUUAGCGGUUACAUUGUACUCCAAUUUGAAAACAUUUGGCCUUAGGUGGAGUCAUGGGGAAGAAAUGGCGUUCAAAAGUGCAAUAGCUGGUUUCAAAUAUGUGAACAAAACGGACUGUUUAUGUUGUCCGGAUUGCUAUGUCGACAUCCCGGCCAGAGAGUUAAACUCAUUUUCGUAUUCUAGCUUACAUCAAAGUCACAAGGCUACAUGUAUUCAAAUAAAAUCAGUAUCAGAAGACAAAACGUUACAUGGUGGAAAUGACGAAACAGUUUCUAACAUAAUUCAGGAAUUAUUAGAACAAUGUGGCUCAUUUUUAAUGAACACUAGCGAUAAUGAAAAUACUUUGCAGUCGAAUAUGCUGCACAUUUAUCAAGAAUCCUUUAUUUCCACGCCUUACUCCUUAAAGCAAUGGCAGAAUAUUUACGAGACGUUACAAAACAACUCAGACACGUACCACAACCAGAAUGAGAGAAAUUUGGAUUUCAAUCGAAAAAUACUCUCCAAUUUGACCUCAAAAGAGCGUCUAAUGACCUCGAAUGUCAUGUUAUCUUCUGAAGGUCAACUAGGCGUGACCUGUAGUGUAUGUUUAGAGCAAGCUGUUGAAUGUCUCUUCAGCAAUUGUGGCCAUGCGUGCACGUGUAAUGAAUGUGUGAUGAAGGUUGCCUCAUGUCCCAUAUGCAGGUCCAGAAUUGGAGGAGUUUUGCCCGUGAGAGUCAAGGUGUUAUGAAUAAAUAGUCAUUUGUACGCUCAUAACAUGUUUUGAAUCUUCUUGCUAAUUUCGCGCGUUCCAUUUUAUUUUCGCUCGUCCGUUUUUGUAUUACUCGUAUUUAUAUAAAUAAAUAAUACAUGGGGGUUAGGAAAUUAGACGAUAAGCAAAUUAGACGUGACCAACAAAAACGAAUUUAGACGUUAAACUAUUUUUUGCAAAGCUAGCAUUUUAGACGGAAAGCAAAGGGCUAACAAAACUUAUUGCUUAAAACAAGUUUUCAUAAUUACAAAAA